AUGGCCAAGCUCUUUGCUCCCGUUUACUUGCUUCUUGCCCUCUUUGUAUUCACCUCAGUAAGAAGAAUGAUGCCAAUGGUGAAAGCCGAUGAAUGUACACUAGCAACUAUUGGCGGCGGUUGUCCCGACAUUGACGAGUGCGCCUUGACAUGUAGUACUUGUUAUCGGAAUGUUGGGCGUACCAGAUUUUACUGUGAAUCUGCUGGCGGUAUUGAUUCAUGUAUUUGUGCCAUGGCCAAUGGUGCCCCUUGCAACCUUCCUGGCUCACCAAAGUGCCCGAACUGGCCACGAUCUAUUCCUGCUGCGGCCAAUUUCACCGCAAAUUAA
Molecule: messenger RNA, 327 nt
Organism: Prunus armeniaca (apricot)
Lineage: Eukaryota; Viridiplantae; Streptophyta; Magnoliopsida; Rosales; Rosaceae
Source: the annotation of a GenBank genome assembly